This is a messenger RNA of Thermothielavioides terrestris NRRL 8126, 2932 nucleotides long. RefSeq lists its product as uncharacterized. The transcript has 2 exons. NCBI's taxonomy places the organism in Eukaryota, Fungi, Ascomycota, Sordariomycetes, Sordariales, Chaetomiaceae. Gene Ontology annotation, molecular function: hydrolase activity; glutamine synthetase activity. The record is from RefSeq and is a predicted model, not a curated record. Bases 135 to 2792 code for a protein of 885 amino acids.
GUCACUCGCAUCAUCGGGGCUUGGCACCUUUGCUGGCGGCGACUCAACAGCCGCUCAUUAGCUCGACUCUUUUCGCUCCUGCCCAUCCACAACGACCGCCCACCGACCGACCGACCUUGGAGAACUCGAGAAGCAUGGCCUCGUGGGUUGGCAUGCGCAACAGGGCCACGCCGUCCCAAGUCGACGCCGUUGCGCGCGCCGUCCGCAGCACGCCCGUCAUCGACCACCAUGCCCAUCCGAUUCUCAAGGCCGAGGCGCUGAGCAAACACCCGCUGCUGGCUCUCACCAGCGAAGCCCACGGCGACGCCCUUCAUUCGGCCACCUCGUCGCUGCCCCAUCUCCGCGCCGUGCGCCAGCUCGCCUCCGCCCUGGGUUGCGGCUUCACCUGGGAGUCGGUCGUGGCCGCCAUCGAGGAGAAACGUCUGGAGUGCCCCGAGGACUGGACCGCCUAUUGCCUCGCCGGCAUCGAGACUAUCCUGGUCGACGACGGCCUCGACGGCCAGGACGACGCCAACGCCUACUCGUGGCACGACGACUACACGCGCAGCAGGUGCAAGCGCAUCGUACGCAUCGAGAAGGUGGCCGCUGACAUCAUCCGCCGCCUCGGCAACGCCUACCGCGAGUUCCCCCAGACCGGCUACGUCUUUGACGAGGCUUUUGACCAAUGGACCGAGGAGUUUGAUAAGUGCAUCACGACCUCGCUCGACGACCCCGAUGUCGUUGGCUUCAAAUCGGUCGUCUGCUACCGGACCGGGCUGGACGUCCCAAACCAGCUCAGCAACGUCCACGAGACGGCCGCGCGCGCCGAUUUCAAGGACAUCAUUGCCAACUACGCGCGUCUGGAUUUCCAAAAGCUGCAGACGAAGAGCCUGAACGACUGGGUUGUGCAUCGUACCGCCCAGCUGAUCCGCGACAACCCCUCCCGGCAGCGGAAGCCGAUCCAGUUCCACACGGGUCUUGGGGACAAUGACCUUGUGGUGCCGAAGUCGUCGCCCUCCCACCUGCAGGACUUCAUCAGGGCGUACCCGACCGUCCCCAUCGUGCUUCUCCACGCCGGGUACCCCUUCACGCGCGAGACCGGGUACUUGGCAUCGGUGUAUGAAAAUGUCUACGCUGACAUCGGUGAGGUGUUUCCCUGCGUGAGCCAGGACGGCCAGGAGCGCAUUCUGCGCGAGAUCUUGGAGCUGUGUCCGUGGUCCAAGAUCCUCUGGAGCACCGAUGGCCAUUGGUUUCCCGAGACAUAUCUACUCGCUGUCAUGCAGAUGCGGGAGGCGUUCGAAACGGUGCUGUGCGAUUAUGUCCGCAAAGGCCACAUUGGCUGGCGGGCUGCCGUCGAUCUUGUCCGAGACGUUCUCUUCAGGAACGCCAACAAGUUGUACCAUCUCGAACUCGAAUUCGCCGAGCUCGAGGAGGAGACCCGCCUGGCUCAUGGCUCAUCCCUCAGCCACGUCGAACUUCUCCGCGCCUUCCUCAAGAACCAACCGACUCCGGAUUUUGUCAGAAUCUGCUGGAACGACUAUACCGCAUCGCAGCGGAUGCGCAUGAUUCCCUUCCGGAAGUUCAGGUCCCUCCUCAAUGAGGGCAAGCCAACGGACAUCGGCAUCACUAAAGCCGUAUUUGGCGUGAUCCAAAACGACUGGCUGCUGCCAGGUGUGGCUGCUACGGGCGAAUACCGCCUCCACCCGGACUUCUCCUCCCUCAAGAAGGGGCCCAUCGACGGUCACAUCAGCAUGGCCGCCGAGUUCCGCGAGCAGUCGGGCGCUCCCGUUCCCUUCUGCCCGCGCGCCGUCCUGCAGCGAGCCGUCGAGUUCGGUGCCGAGAACGACCUCUCGUUCCUCAUCGGCUUCGAGAUCGAGUUCCUCCUCGUCGAGCGCGUCGAGCCCAAGACCGGCAACACCACGCGCUACUCGACCCUCACGACCGACGGCCACGCCUGGUCUGUCAGCCGGUACUUUGCCGACCCCAAGAUCUCGGCUCUGCUGCGCGACAUGGUCUCGACGCUCGAAGACAUGGGCAUCUACGUGGAACAGCUCCACGCAGAGAGCGCCACCGGCCAAUUCGAACUCAUCCUCCCGCCGUACCCGCCGGUCGAGGCGGUCGACACGCUCCUGCACACCCGCGACGUCAUGGCGGCCCUCGCAACUGCCGCCGGCUUCAAAAUGACCCUCCACCCUAAGCCCUUCGCGCACGCGUGUGGCACCGCAUCGCACAUGCACCUCUCACUGAUCACCCCCACAGGCAGCCCCAGCGACGGCAACAAGCCCGAGGUAUACCAGCCGUUCUACGCCGGCGUGCUGAAGCACCUGCGCGCGAUCCUGGCCUUCACCUACGCCAACCCGGCCAGCUACGAGCGCUCGUCCGACAGCACGUGGUCCGGCGGCCGGUGGGUGACGUGGGGCACGCAGAACCGCGAGACGGCGCUGCGCCGCGUCGACGGCUCGCACUGGGAGCUCAAGUGCCUCGACGGGCUCGCCAACCCGUACCUGGCCGUCGCGGCCGUGCUGUUCGCCGGCGCCAAGGGCGCCGCCGACAAGGAGCCGCUCAUCUGGGGCGACUGCGAGAUCGACCCGGCCCGGCUGACGGCCAACGACCGCAAGGAGCUGGGCGUCACGCAGAUGCUGCCCGGCAGCGUGGAGGAGGCGCUGGCGGCGCUCCGGGAGGACGCCGAGCUCGUCGAGCUCAUGGGCGCCGAGCUGGUGGACCGGUACGUGGCGCUCAAGGAGUUUGAGCUGAAGUUCCUGAGCGAGAUGGGCGAUGAGGAGCGCAGGCAGUGGCUGAUGGAGCGGUAUUGAUUGAUCGAUCUUGGUCUGCGAGGGACUGGAGUACGACAAGGAGCAGCUUGGGUAUUUUCCACUGCUUGGGGUGGAGCUACAUAUCGUUGGGCGGGGUAGCCAUUACAUGCCCGCCAUCGUGAGCUGCAAUGAUGAUGCCA